Solanum tuberosum (potato) is the source of this 675-nucleotide messenger RNA. RefSeq names its product glycerol-3-phosphate 2-O-acyltransferase 6-like. Gene Ontology annotation, molecular function: glycerol-3-phosphate 2-O-acyltransferase activity; phosphatase activity. NCBI's taxonomy places the organism in Eukaryota, Viridiplantae, Streptophyta, Magnoliopsida, Solanales, Solanaceae. Gene Ontology annotation, cellular component: membrane. The transcript has 2 exons. Gene Ontology annotation, biological process: cutin biosynthetic process. The record is from RefSeq and is a predicted model, not a curated record. Bases 1 to 675 code for a protein of 224 amino acids.
AUGGGGAUAACAAUAUUUCCUACUAUUGAGAAAUGCACUUCGGAAGGUCGAGCAAGAGAUACAAUAGUUGCUAACUUGGAUGGAACUUUACUACGAAGUAAAGCUUCUUUCGCUUAUUUCGCAUUGGUAGCAUUCGAUGUUGGUGGGGUCUUAAGGUUACUCUUUCUUCUCUUAGUUUCACCUUUUUUCAGUAUUCUUUACUAUUUCAUCUCGGAGUCUGUUGGACUCCAAGUUAUUAUCUUUGUAACUUUUGUAGGGAUGAAGGUCUCCGAUAUAGAAUCAACAGCACGUGCUGUGCUUCCAAAGUUCUAUUCUGAAGACCUUCAUCCCGAGUCUUGGAGAGUGUUCUCAUCAUGUGGGAAACGUUGUGUUUUGACUUCCACCCCUAGGAUUAUGGUGGAACCAUUUUUGAAAGACUACUUAGGGGUAGAUAUUGUUUUAGGGACUGAGAUUGAAACAUAUAAAGGUAGAGCAACUGGCUUUGUUAGAGCGCCUGGAGUUCUUGUUGGGAAGAACAAGGCUAAUGCUCUUAGAAGGAUUUUCGGAGAAACUCAACCUGAGAUUGGUUUGGGUGAUUGCGAUACUGAUAUUCCUUAUAUGUCAUUGUGUAAGGAGAGGAAGGAUAAGUAUAUGGCUCUUGCAAGAAACGAUGGCACAGUUGUAAAGAAUACUUGA